Messenger RNA from Galeopterus variegatus (Sunda flying lemur), 1683 nucleotides. Its product is annotated as vacuolar protein sorting-associated protein 8 homolog. The transcript has 19 exons. The annotation marks the transcript as partial. The record is from RefSeq and is a predicted model, not a curated record. Gene Ontology annotation, biological process: endosomal vesicle fusion; protein targeting to vacuole. Lineage: Eukaryota; Metazoa; Chordata; Mammalia; Dermoptera; Cynocephalidae. Gene Ontology annotation, cellular component: early endosome; late endosome; HOPS complex.
AUGGUGCCUAUCAUAGUGGAUUACUGCCUUCUGCUGCAGCGAAAGGAUCUUUUAUUUAGCCAGAUGUAUGACAAAUUAAAUGAGAAUUCAGUGGCCAAAGGAGUGUUUUUGGAGUGCCUUGAGCCUUAUAUUUUAAGUGAUAAAUUGGUGGGGAUAACACCCCAGGUAAUGAAAGACUUGAUUGUUCAUUUCCAAGAUAAAAAGUUAAUGGAAAAUGUGGAAGCCCUCAUUGUACAUAUGGAUAUCACCAGCCUAGAUAUUCAGCAGGUAGUUCUCAUGUGCUGGGAGAAUCACCUAUAUGAUGCUAUGAUCUAUGUCUACAACAGAGGCAUGAAUGAAUUUAUUAGUCCAAUGGAGAAACUUUUCAGAGUCAUUGCUCAUCCUCUAAGUGCAGGAAAACCGCUAACAGAUGAGCAAGUUAUUAUGGGCAACAAGCUUCUUGUAUAUAUUAGCUGUUGUCUAGCAGGUCGUGCCUAUCCUCUUGGUGACAUACCUGAAGAUCUCGUUCCCUUGGUUAAAAAUCAGGUUUUUGAAUUUCUGAUUCGCCUACAUUCAGCAGAAGCUUCCUCUGAGGAAGAAAUCUAUCCUUAUGUUCGGACUUUGCUACAUUUUGACACAAGAGAAUUUCUAAAUGUAUUGGCACUGACUUUUGAAGAUUUCAAAAAUGACAAGCAAGCUGUGGAAUAUCAACAGCGAAUUGUGGAUAUUUUGUUGAAAGUUAUGGUAGAGAAUUCAGAUUUUACUCCCUCGCAAGUAGGGUGUCUUUUUACGUUCCUUGCUCGGCAGCUUGCAAAGCCUGACAAUACCUUGUUUGUAAACAGAACACUUUUUGAUCAGGUCCUUGAAUUCCUCUGUAGUCCUGAUGAUGACUCUCGACACUCUGAAAGACAGCAGGUCCUUUUAGAAUUGCUACAGGCUGGAGGCAUAGUUCAAUUUGAAGAGAGUCGGCUCAUCCGUAUGGCAGAAAAAGCUGAAUUCUAUCAAAUUUGUGAAUUUAUGUAUGAACGAGAACACCAAUAUGACAAAAUUAUUGAUUGCUACUUACGUGACCCACUGAGAGAGGAGGACGUUUUUAAUUAUAUUCACAAUAUCUUAUCCAUUCCUGGACACAGUGCAGAGGAGAAGCAGUCUGUAUGGCAGAAAGCAAUGGAUCAUAUUGAGGAACUUGUGUCCCUGAAGCCCUGUAAAGCUGCAGAGCUGGUUGCUAUGCACUUUUCUGGACAGAUUGAAACAGUCAUUAAAAAGCUUGAGAACCAGGUUUUGCUUUUCAAGUUUUUGAGGAGUCUUCUUGACCCAAGGGAAGGUAUUCAUGUAAAUCAAGAAUUGCUGCAAAUAUCUCCCUGUAUUACAGAGCAGUUCAUUGAGCUGUUGUGUCAGUUCAACCCAAACCAAGUUAUAGAGACACUGCAAGUCCUUGAGUGCUACCGCCUAGAAGAAACUAUUCAGAUUACUCAAAAGUAUCAGCUUCAUGAAGUUACUGCUUACCUGUUGGAAAAGAAAGGAGAUAUUCACGGUGCCUUCUUAAUAAUGCUGCAGAGAUUACAAAGCAAACUUCAAGAGAUAACACGUCAAGGUGAAAAUACCAAAGAGGAUCCCUCAUUAAAGGAUAUUGAAGAUACCAUGGUAGAAACAAUUGCUCUUUGCCAGAGAAAUUCACAUAAUUUGAACCAGCAGCAACGAGAG